This is a messenger RNA of Rattus rattus (black rat), 1071 nucleotides long. RefSeq lists its product as uncharacterized. The coding region runs from base 203 to 592 and encodes 129 amino acids. The record is from RefSeq and is a predicted model, not a curated record. The transcript has 4 exons. Gene Ontology annotation, biological process: mitochondrial respirasome assembly. Lineage: Eukaryota; Metazoa; Chordata; Mammalia; Rodentia; Muridae.
CGCCCCUCCCUUCGCGGCGCCUGCUCCGUGGAGUUAGCGAGCCGGCAGCUUGGCAGAGCGAGCGGAACCUCGGCGUGCCACGGUAUCUCACAGCCUAGACUGUCGCUGCCGCCCCGCGCGCCGAGACCCGCCAUCCCAGACCCCGACUCCCUUUGGCUCGGCCCGCGCGCCCCACGCCCGGCUCGGGCGGCGCGACGGGAGGAUGAGCGGCGGGCGGCGGAAAGAGGAGCCGCCUCAGCCGCAGUUAGCCAACGGGGCCCUCAAGGUGUCCGUGUGGAGCAAGGUGCUGCGGAGCGACGCGGCCUGGGACGACAAGGAUGAAUUUUUAGAUGUGAUCUACUGGUUCCGACAGAUCAUCGCUGUGGUUUUGGGUGUCAUUUGGGGCAUUUUGCCCUUGCGAGGCUUCUUGGGAAUAGCAGGAUUCUGCCUGAUCAAUGCAGGAGUCCUGUAUCUCUACUUCAGCAACUACCUACAGAUCGACGAGGAAGAGUACGGUGGUACAUGGGAGCUCACCAAAGAAGGGUUUAUGACGUCAUUUGCCUUGUUCAUGGUCAUUUGGAUCAUCUUUUACACGGCCAUCCACUAUGACUGAUGGCAUUUGCUCCCGUCCCUUCUGUCCAGUCCAAAGGACCCUUUUAUUACAGCACAGAUACAUGCUUAUUGGGGCACUCCUGCUGUGUGGAACCGAGAAGACCCACGUCUCCUGGACUUAGAAUCAGCGUGUUGGGCAUCAGUGUUUUCCUGCAAGGGUUGUGAAACUUUUUAAAGAACCAUCCGCCUUUGGGGAAGCAUUUCUGAGUUUGUCCAUUGUCAACAAUCUGUCCUUGGAUACCAUCAUGUAACAGCUGUUUGCCAAGUGGAGCCGCUGUUGAAUCUGAUGCGCCUCUGGAUCCGGAUGAAACAUUGUCUUCCUUGGUUCUCCGUCAGGUGUACAGUUUUUAAACCAUCACUGCAUCUCAAGUCUUCUGAAAACACCAUGUGCGUGGUCCAUGGUACAAUACAAGCAGCCAUCUACUAAGUUCCAUUGUAGGAUGUUUUCAGAUACUUGAAUAAACAAAUCUUUAACUGAAA